Lasiodiplodia theobromae is the source of this 483-nucleotide messenger RNA. RefSeq lists its product as uncharacterized. The transcript is spliced from 3 exons. The record is from RefSeq and is a predicted model, not a curated record. The coding region runs from base 1 to 483 and encodes 160 amino acids. Lineage: Eukaryota; Fungi; Ascomycota; Dothideomycetes; Botryosphaeriales; Botryosphaeriaceae.
AUGAGCGGCUUCUCAGAGCGCGAAGUACAGCUCAUGGCCUGCGCCUUCCAAGCCAUGAAGACACCCCCCGAGAUCGACUACCAAGUCAUGGCACGCCUGGCCGGCAUGUCGCACCCGGGCUCCGCCAGCAACGCCAUGCGCGCCAUCCGGCGCAAGCUCGAUGCCCGCGUCCCUGGUACCGGUAACGCUGUAGUCAGCGGCAAUGGCUCACCUGGAACUCCAGCCAAGAAGACCUCCCGCGCCGGCAAGAAGCGCUCUGCCGCGACCAUGACAUCGACCUCGGACAGCUUCUUCGAUAACGAAGAGGAGGAUGCGGCCGCCACUGACGAGAGUCCGUCCAAGAAGAAGAACAAGAUCAAGUCUCGUGCCAAGGGCGGCGAAGAUGACGCCGGCGCCGUGAAGGUGAAGAAGGAAAGGCGGGACGAAGAGGACGAGGUGGAGGAGCAUGGUGAGGAUGAAGACAUCGACGUCGAAGAGGUCUGA